Messenger RNA from Oncorhynchus tshawytscha (Chinook salmon), 2269 nucleotides. Its product is annotated as POU class 2 homeobox associating factor 1. Gene Ontology annotation, molecular function: DNA binding; POU domain binding; transcription coactivator activity. Gene Ontology annotation, cellular component: RNA polymerase II transcription regulator complex. Gene Ontology annotation, biological process: positive regulation of transcription by RNA polymerase II. NCBI's taxonomy places the organism in Eukaryota, Metazoa, Chordata, Actinopteri, Salmoniformes, Salmonidae. Bases 226 to 1035 code for a protein of 269 amino acids. The record is from RefSeq and is a predicted model, not a curated record. The transcript has 6 exons.
AUACUUUGCAUCAGUCAGUGCACUCAUUCAAAAGCCAUGGGAAGAAAAUAGAAUGAACAGUGAUAACUCCUCGACAAGUAUGUAGGACCAGCUGGAACUACAGAAUUAUCCCACCAUGACAAUCUCCUUCCUCCGGGCAGCCUGAUGAAAAGCCAUACCAAGGAGUGCGAGUCCGAGACCCAGUCAAAGAGUUGCUGAGGAGGAAACGAGGACUGCUUCUCCACAAUGCCAAAACAGUGCCCCCUAGAGCGUUACAACAUGGCUGCAGGGCUGGGCACAGGGCCUAUGCAAAUCAACUCAGCCCAGCCGUGCCAAGGAGCCCUCUUACCAACCUAUGAAUUACCUCUGACAACACACAACACACACACAGUUGGGGUACUAAACAACAACUUGCCUUCAUAUGCACAGCUUGGGACUUCCGGGUUUGAAGUGGCUAGUAGCCUAUCCAGUGACUCCUCCACAGUCAAUGAUGUCGGCCUCUGUGCAGGUUGGAUAGCCCAGCCUGCAGCUACUGCUCUCCAGCCCAUGAACCAUUGGUCUUACCCAGAGUACCUCCAGCAGCAUGACCCCACCACCUCAACCACCACCACCCUGCCCCUCACCACUGACACGUACAUGCAGCCCAUGUGUCCCAGCUACACCGUGGUGGGCCCAUCCUCCAUGCUCACCUACACACACACGCCUCUCUUUACCAACUUCGGGACCCUAGCACCAACAUCCACAGCCCUACCACAAGUGGACCUCCAGGACUCGGUGCUGACUUAUAUCCCGUGGGCCCAGCCGCUAACCACCAUCCCUUCCUCAGGAGUGCAGUUUGCCUCUCACCCUGCCACUCUGGCUGGGUCUCAGCUGCUUCCGAUGUCCAUGCCAGUGACCCCCACCAUGCCCCAGCAGGACCCUCAGCCCCAGCCCCUGGAGCAGCACCCUGCUGGGGCUGAAGAACCCAACCCUCUGGAGAAACUUCUGGAGGACCAAGAUCAGGAUGACAAAUACACAUAUGUGAACAGUUCCUCAAUCUUCAUCCCCGGUGUCUAAGAUAUAUCAGUGUUGCAGCCAGUCGUAAGCAUUAAUGAAAUGCUUACACAAUGCUUAUGAAUGUGUUAUGUAGGUACCCAUUAUAUUUCUAUUGCUCAGAAUUCAGGUUAAUAUAGAGUAUGUUUGUAGUUAUACUAUCCUUUAUGUUGUAAUGUACAUUUAAGUACUGUGAAUUGCUUUUUUCAUGAUGAAAAAGGGAACAGUGUAGUUUUACUAGUUCUAAUAUUUACUGAACAAAUGUUUUGCUGAAAAAUAACUGCUGUCAUGUAUUAUAGAUGCUUUAACUGAAAGACAGGCCUUGAUUGAUAUGUCCCGGAUCAUGCUAAAAGUUUAAAUGUCUUUUUUUAUUUAAAUUACUUGUAAGGUAUUUAUUUAUUUUAAGUACCUAAUUUCUGACAGCCAUAAUCGAAUACAGUUGUUUUAAAAGUAGUUACAGGAACUGAGAGGAGGUUUUCUCAUCUUGAGAUGUCUAUUCAAAUAUUUGAAAUAAUUUCCUAAAGUCAUUCAAUUGUUAAAUCAACCCGUGAUGAAAAAAGGGAACAGUUUUGUAGUUUUACUAGUUCUAAUAUUUACUAAACAAAUACUUUCCUGAAAAAUAACUGCUGUCAUAAAAUAACUGCUGUCAUGUACUAUAGAUACUAUAACUGAAAGGCAGUUAAAUCAACCCAUAUCUGUAUUUAUCCAGGGUCUGCUUUGAAGAGUAUUUGGCAUAAAACAUGAAAACCUCCUCUCAUUUCCUGUUGCCUUGCUCUCUCUUGCUGUUAUUUUUUGAAGCAGAAGUUGGAAGUUAUGGCUGUCAGUUAACUAUGGUACAGAAGUGGGAAAGCCCAUGGUUCUCUGUUUAUCUGGCUGUCCCAUCAGUGUCUCCCCUGUAGGGUCCCCUCCUCCGAAACCGACAAAGACUGGGCUCUGCAACCCACCUGCCACACCCACCUGAAGCACACCAACUACUGCAGGUUUGAGGUCCAGCAAGACUGUGUGCUUGUGUUCAUUCAGUUUAUUGGUUUAUGUUUGGAGAAAUGUUGCAUACAGAAGUGUUAUGUGUGGUAUGUUCAGUGUAAAAAAUAAAUGAAAAAGCCAUGUAACAUUACAGUAUUGAGAAAUCCUGAAGCGUCUGAGGCUUCAAAAUGUAUUAUGUCAAACAUAUUAUGUCAAUAAUUGUCAAACCUCUACUGUUUCUGUUUAUUUUAAUUUUUUUCUGUUUAUUUUUAAUUAAAGUUCACUUAGAAAUUCA